AUGAUUGAGAACGUGCUUGAUCACGGCUCGCUGGAGCACAUCCUGCCCGUGUCGUGGAAGACGCAGAUCACGGCAUGGCUCGCCGAGGACACCCCGUCGUUUGACGUGGGCGGAUUUGUCGUCGGUAACCACGCGCGCACGGCUACGCUGUGGGGCAAGUCUCCGGGCAUCCUGGCCGGCAUCCCCUUCUUCACCGAGGUCUUCACCCAGUGCGGCUGCACCGUCGAGUGGCACGCCGGCGAGGGCUCCCACAUUGAGACGCACGGCGGCAAGACGGCUCUGGCCACGGUCACUGGCCCCGCCCGCGGGCUGCUCGAGGGCGAGCGCGUCGCCCUCAACAUCCUCGCCCGCUGCUCCGGCAUCGCCACCAAGAGCCGCCGCCUAAUCGUCAACCUGCGGAGUGCCGGCUACAAGGGCAUUCUCGCCGGCACCCGCAAGACGACCCCCGGAUUCCGCCUCGUUGAAAAGUACGGCAUGCUGAUCGGCGGCGCCGACACGCACCGCAUGGACCUGAGCACAAUGACAAUGCUCAAGGACAACCAUGUCUGGAGCCGCGGAAGCAUUACGCAGGCGGUCAAGGCCGCCAAGGCAGCUGGCGGCUUCAGUCUCAAGGUCGAAGUCGAGGUCCAGAGCGAGGAGGAGGCCGACGAGGCCAUCGCUGCCGGCGCCGACAUCGUCAUGCUGGACAACUUCACCGGCCCCGGCGUCAAGGUGGCGGCUAAAAACCUAAAGGAGAGAUGGAGCGGUAAGAAGUACUUCCUGCUCGAGGUCUCGGGCGGCCUGACCGAGGACAACGCCGAGCUGUAUGUUUGCAACGACGUCGACAUCUUGUCAACAAGUUCAAUUCACCAAGGCGUACAACACGUUGACUUCUCUCUCAAGAUUAACUUGGACAAGGAGGAAGGCUCUGAGGUGUCGAGUUAA
Lasiosphaeria miniovina is the source of this 924-nucleotide messenger RNA. RefSeq names its product Quinolinate phosphoribosyl transferase. The record is from RefSeq and is a predicted model, not a curated record. The transcript is spliced from 2 exons. Gene Ontology annotation, cellular component: cytoplasm. Gene Ontology annotation, molecular function: nicotinate-nucleotide diphosphorylase (carboxylating) activity. Bases 1 to 924 code for a protein of 307 amino acids. Lineage: Eukaryota; Fungi; Ascomycota; Sordariomycetes; Sordariales; Lasiosphaeriaceae. Gene Ontology annotation, biological process: NAD+ biosynthetic process; quinolinate catabolic process.